Messenger RNA from Acyrthosiphon pisum (pea aphid), 603 nucleotides. Its product is annotated as aldose 1-epimerase-like. The transcript has 3 exons. NCBI's taxonomy places the organism in Eukaryota, Metazoa, Arthropoda, Insecta, Hemiptera, Aphididae. Gene Ontology annotation, molecular function: aldose 1-epimerase activity; carbohydrate binding. Gene Ontology annotation, biological process: beta-D-galactose catabolic process via UDP-galactose, Leloir pathway; glucose metabolic process. The record is from RefSeq and is a predicted model, not a curated record. Bases 1 to 603 code for a protein of 200 amino acids.
AUGUUGUUAAAUCCAAUUAGUGCUGAUGCAUUCAAUGAUAUAAUUUAUGAAUCAGAAGAACAGCAAAAAAGUUUCAGUAUUAAACUUUGUGCUAUAAAGGAUGAUAAUGGACAAAACGUCAGAGUGAUAAAAUAUACUUUAAAGAAUAAACAAAAAGUUGUAAUUGAAAUCAUUAAUUAUGGUGCUACCGUUAUUUCCUGCUGGGUACCAAAUGCACUGGGCGAACUAGAAGAUGUUUUACUUGGUUUUGACUCAAUUGAAAACUACAGGUUACAGAAAACACACUCCAUUGGUGGUACAUUAGGCGGAGUAACAGAUUAUAUUAGUAAUGGUCAUCUCGAAAACGACAAUGGUGAAAAAGGAUUUGAUAAGGUCAUGUGGGACGGGUAUCUGGUGGAUGAUGAACUGGUAUUAACAUAUUCGAGUAAAGAUGGUGAAGAAGGCUAUCCAGGAACAUUUGAAGCUCGGACAACAUUUCGUUUGACUUGCAAAAAUGAAUUAGUUGUAAACUAUGUUGGUAUGACAUCAAAAUCAACUCCAGUAAAUAUGGCCUCAAAUAUGUUCUUCAAUUUAGCUGGACAAGAACAAACACUCCAAGUUUAA